Molecule: messenger RNA, 543 nt
Organism: Plasmopara halstedii
Lineage: Eukaryota; Oomycota; Peronosporomycetes; Peronosporales; Peronosporaceae
Exons: 7
Coding region: 1-543 (180 amino acids)
Source: RefSeq, a predicted model, not a curated record
AUGGAGCAGGCAUCGCCACAAGAUGCUUGCGAGAUGGAUGCGGCCGGCUCUUGCAUGCACAAUCUCGCUCUUAAAUACCCAAAGACUAAUGAUCCGCACUCAAAAGAAACACUGGUACUUGUGCUAGAGGAAGGCCAAGCUUUUCACAACCAGAUCGUUUUGUCCGCUAGAAUACACAGCGAGCUAUUGCCGCUGCGAAGUUUUGGGGGCAAAAUAUUUGAGGAUGAAUCUAUGAAAAGGGGACAAUGCAUAUGGGCGAGAGCUGUCGACUUGACGAAAAGUGUGAGAUCGGUUGCGACGCUAGCAACUAUAUGUAAGGAGGUAGCAGAGAUGGUUAUCCACAAUGAUAAAGCUGUGAAAUUAGUCUCUCCAUUCAUGUAUUCGUGCGGAUCAUCUUGGUUGUUGGAGAAGUACGCUCGGGCAUUGUCCAGCUUAAUUGAGCGGACAAUUACCAACGCAACACGAGACCAGAGCGCUGAAUAUUUCGUACUUCUGGCACUGAUAUGGUUGUGCUGCCUUAUUCUCGUUAUAAAGCAUUCGUAA